AUGUCGACUGCAUCUGAGCCCCCUUCCGCGUCCAGCCCAUCCUCCUCACCAAGCUCUGGAUCAAAUGGCAACAACAGCGGACCUACAAGCUCGCCGCUGCUAUUUUUUGUAGCCCUGGGCUUUGGUGUCGUCUUCACAAAUCUCUGGAUCAUUGUUGGUGUAAAAUACUGCUUCAGAUAUAACCGCCGUCGCGCAGCACAAGCCGCUGCCGCAGAUGGCGAGCCCAUCGACCUCACCCAGAUGCCGCGACCGCACAGGAGGAGGCGAGAGAAGAAGCUGAUGACCAUGGACGAGGUCAAUGAGCGCUUUCCUCUGUCCAAGUACAAGCAAUGGAAGUCGACUCGGGAGACGGAAGGUCUGCCAGCCAGUGGAGGCAUUGCAACUGCACCUGCGAGUCGAGCAGCCAGUAUGAAGGACGUCGAAGGUGUCAUCUCAGCCAAGGACGAAGGCGCAUCGAGCCCGACGCGCGACACUGCGCUCUCCAUGGCCCGCGAGGACGUAACGGCUGCCAACUCUUCAUCGCAACCACUGCCGCCCUCGCCAAGAAUGAGCGAGGACGACAAGGAUUUGGAGAAGAGACCAGUGGGUCACAAUCCCGCUACCAGGACGAGCGAGACAAUCGAGGUUGGCAAGAAUUCACCACAGGUGAAUGUGCGCAAGGACGACGAAUCCGAUGACGACGACGACGACCCGAUCCGCACCGCUGCCGCCCCGGAGAUGCUUGCUGAGCCCGGUGACACCUGUGCUAUUUGCUUAGACACAUUGGAGGACGACGAUGAGGUGCGAGGAUUGACUUGCGGCCACGCCUUCCACGCCAGCUGCGUUGAUCCAUGGUUGACCAGUCGACGUGCCUGCUGCCCGCUGUGCAAAGCAGACUACUACGUACCCAAGCCGCGACCAGAGGGGGAAGUUGAGCAGACCCAGAACGGUCGUGUCCGCGUUGGUCUACGGUCACCCACAUCGCCACAACCUGUGUGGACCACUACCCGUGGCAACCCCUUCUCGCGCUCGCGAGUCGUCAUAUUGUCCAACCCUGCCGGACCACAAUCCCAAUCUGUCGAUCGAUUCGGCCGUCUAGGCCGUCCUACCCGAGAGCAACGCGCUCCAAGUGCCAAUGCCAAUGCGCAGCUUGAACAAGGUCUCAUGUCACGCAUUCGUGCGGCUCGCGCACCCCGCCCAGCUUUGGGAAGCUGGUUUGGUCGUAACCGAAAUGCUGCUCCCUCGGACGCUACCCCUGCGCCACAGCCCACUCCUGGCCAGCUUGAAGCCGGCAACCGAUAGUCCUUAGUAUCGGUAGUCCUUCGUGUCAUUGCUCAUAGCUUGCACACGACCUUCCACGCCCGUUCAUGAACUUGAUUACCCCCUGUUUUCCGCGAGUACAUCAUUUACUCCGGCGUUAGCACCUCUCUACUGGGUGCAUAUCCAUCGAAGCGUGGAGCAGUAUCAUCAUACCCUUUCAUGGUUGUGGUAGUGCAACUUGCGAAUUUUAGGAUAGAUAUAUUGGUGAGAUCGGUCUGCGGACAUUUCACCACCGCGACGGCACUGUAUAUGAGACAUAGUUUCGGAUAGGAUAACAAUACCACUUUCAUGUACCUCUUUGAA
This is a messenger RNA of Parastagonospora nodorum SN15, 1602 nucleotides long. RefSeq lists its product as hypothetical. The transcript is spliced from 2 exons. The record is from RefSeq and is a predicted model, not a curated record. Gene Ontology annotation, biological process: ubiquitin-dependent protein catabolic process. NCBI's taxonomy places the organism in Eukaryota, Fungi, Ascomycota, Dothideomycetes, Pleosporales, Phaeosphaeriaceae. Gene Ontology annotation, molecular function: ubiquitin protein ligase activity. The coding region runs from base 1 to 1281 and encodes 426 amino acids. Gene Ontology annotation, cellular component: cytoplasm.